GCGCAGUGACGUCACGACGUCGUUUACUGACUGUGAUGGCGGUUGGAAAUUUCCUCAGAACAAAUCGGAAAGGAAGGAGAGAAAGUCAUAUACGAGAUUCUAUGCCAGCGGCGUUGUUGUUUACAGCAGUGUAGCUUACUCACUCUUGGUCCAGGGAGGGGGAUUUUGGGCACGUAUAUGUCGUGAAUGCCGUCCUUUCUUCGUUUUAUAAUAUGUGGGACGGGGACGCUUCGCAGUACGACGACAAUAAUCGGGACGAAGCAGAAGAAGACAGAGCGGAUUCGCAAAGCUAGCGAAGUACCGGGGCCACAUCCCACAACCUGCGAUAGUAGCUAGCUGGGUUUACCCAAGCCCGAGAAGACGAGGUGAUAGUCGAGAGCAACGAAUUGACAAGAAUUAGAAAGACAGAUCGUCCGGGAUGAAAUUCACGGAGCACCUCUCGGCUCACAUCACGCCAGAGUGGAGAAAACAAUACAUCCAGUAUGAGGCCUUUAAGGAGAUGCUGUACUCUGCGCAGGAUCAGGCUCCGUCCACAGAAGUGACAGAUGAGGACACAGUGAAGCGGUAUUAUGCCCGGUUUGAGGAGAAGUUUUUUCAGAGCUGUGAGAAGGAACUGGCCAAAAUCAACACCUUCUACUCAGAGAAGCUGGCUGAGUGUCAGCGGCGUUUCGCCACGCUGCAGAAUGAGCUGCAGUCGUCUCUGGACGCGCAGCGGGAGAGCAGCGCGCCGGGGCUGCGCAUGCGCCGCAAGCCCGUGUUCCACCUGUCGCAUCAGGAGCGCGUCAAGCACCGCAACAUCAAAGACCUGCAGCUGGCCUACAGCGAGUUCUACCUCAGCCUCAUCCUGCUGCAGAACUACCAGAAUCUGAAUUUCACGGGUUUCCGGAAGAUUCUGAAGAAGCAUGAUAAGAUCCUGGAGACGGGGCGGGGAGUGGACUGGCGGGUGGCGCACGUGGAGGUGGCUCCGUUCUACACCUGCAAGAAGAUCACCCAGCUCAUCUCUGAGACUGAGGCCCUGGUCACGACAGAGCUGGAGGGGGGGGACAGACAGAAAGCCAUGAAGAGGCUGAGAGUGCCCCCACUGGGUGCAGCACAGCCUGCGCCAGCGUGGACCACCUUCCGGGUGGGUCUGUACUGCGGGGUCUUCAUCGCCCUCACCAUCGCCUUCAUCCUGAGCGGCGUGGUGCUGAUAGACAAGCCCAACGUGUGGCCGCUGGUGCGCAUUUACCGUGGCGGCUUCCUGCUGAUCCAGUUCCUCUUCCUGUUGGGCAUCAACACGUACGGCUGGCGGCAGGCGGGGGUGAACCACGUGCUCAUCUUCGAGCUGAACCCCCGAAACAACCUGUCCCACCAGCACCUGUUCGAGAUAGCGGGCUUUUUGGGGGUGCUGUGGUGUAUCAGUAUCCUGUCCUGUCUGUACUACAAGUCCAUCCUGGUGCCCAUGCAGGCCAACCCUCUCAUCCUGUACGGCUUCAUGCUCCUCUUCCUCAUCAACCCCUUCAAGACCUGCUACUACAAAUCUCGCUUCUGGCUGCUCAAGCUGCUGUUCCGUGUGUUCACCGCGCCCUUCCACAGAGUGGAGUUUGCAGAUUUCUGGCUGGCAGACCAGCUCAACUCGUUGGUGAUGGUGCUGAUGGACCUGGAGUACCUGGUGUGCUUCUACAGCUUCGAGCUGGACUGGACAGAGAAGAAAGGCCUGCUCCCGGACAGCAGCAAGAGCGGCCAGGUGUGCCACAGUUAUGCGUACGGCGUGCGGGCGGUGAUCCAGUGCCUGCCGGCGUGGUUCCGCUUCGUGCAGUGCCUGCGCCGCUACCGUGACACCAAGCGUGCCUUCCCUCACCUGGCCAACGCCGGGAAGUACUCCACAACCUUCUUUGUGGUGACCUUCACCGCCCUCUACAAAACUCACAAAGCUGAGGAACACGAUGACUACCAGGUGUUCUUCUACCUGCUGAUGGUGUGUUCCGUGGUGAGCUCGUGCUACACGCUGAUCUGGGACCUGAAGAUGGACUGGGGUCUGUUCGACCGCGGCGCCGGGGAGAACACCUUCCUCAGGGAGGAGAUCGUCUACCCGCAGAAAGCUUAUUACUACUGUGCCAUAGUGGAAGAUGCCAUCCUGCGUUUCGCCUGGACCAUCCCCUUCUCCCUCAGCACCGUCAACCUCAUCACCCCCAACACCAGCGACAUCCUCACCACCGUGUUGGCCCCGCUCGAGGUCUUCAGGCGGUUUGUGUGGAACUUCUUCCGGCUGGAGAACGAGCACCUGAACAACUGCGGCGAGUUCCGGGCGGUGCGGGACAUCUCGGUGGCGCCGCUCAACGCCGACGACCAGACGCUGCUGGAGCAGAUGAUGGACCAGGAGGACGGCGUGCGCAACCGGCAGGGCAAGAAGAGCUGGAAGCGCAGCUACAGCAUGUCCCUGCGCCGCCCGCGGCUCGCCUCCCAGUCCAAGACCCGCGACACCAAGGUGCUGAUCGAGGACACGGACGAUGAGGCGUACACCUGAGACCCUGCCCACUCACCUGCCAGGACCACGCCCACUCACCUGCCAGGACCACGCCCUCUCACCUGCCAGGGACCACACCCACUGACCUGCCAGGAAUCACACCCUCUCACCUGCCAGGAAUCACAUCCUCUCACCUGCCAGGAAUCACACCCUCUCACCUGCCAGGGACCACAUCCUCUCACCUGCCAGGGACCACAUCCUCUCACCUGCCAGGGACCACAUCCUCUCACCUGCCAGGGACCACACCCUUUCAGCAACUCUCACAUGUACACGCACUCUCACACGCACACAUGUGCAUAUGCAGACAAAUCAGACUCCAGGGAUCAUACCUGUUUUUCAUAAAUUUCCUUUUUUUAAUGUUUUUUUUUUUUUAAAUUUGUUUUUUUACACAUUUGAUUAGACUUAAAAUCACCAAGGUGAAAUCAAGCAGAAAGCAAAUGACUUUUUACUCAGAUUUGUGUGUGUAUGGAGCUCAGCAGAGAAUGAGAAAGUAAUACAAGUGAAGAGAAGAGUGACUGAACUGGACUGUGAUUCGUUCAGCAUAUUCCACUGACAGCUUGUUCGUCCUGUUGAUCUGUUUUGAUGAGGUUCUUCAUUUCGCCGUUAGGAAACAAAAAAUUCAGGAAACAAGCCUUCGCUAUAUAUAUGUACGGACACAUACACUUUAUUUGUUAUCUGUGAAUAGCUUUAUUUUUUUUCUGUAUGUUUGAGAGUUUGUCUGUUUGUUUUUUUCAUUAUUAUUUAUGAAAAGGAGAAUGGCUUGAAUGUCUGUGCAAUGAAUCGGAAGCGUUUCUUGUUAAAGCUGGCCGCGGCGUCAUGUGGUCUCCCGCCGAGCGCCAAGGGCUUUAUGAAAGCGCCGUGUGGCCUGGGCGUGGUUUAGAACCAGUGAGGAAACUCCUCCCACACACAUUAGCCCCUCCCACACCGGCCGUCCCAGCCAGCGACGGCCAGGAGCUGAAGUGACACGUAGACACAGCCAUGAGCGCUAACUUACCCAGGUAUGCAGUAGCUUUGUGUUGUGUUUAUGGAUGAGGAAGCCAUUAAUGGCGUUCAGGCGCUGCGAUGCGUCUCCAGGUACAGACAGAUGUCCCCCAGCCUGGCUGUGUGUGGCUGUGCAGGUACAGACAGGUGUCCCCGGCCUGACUGUGUGUGGCUGUGCAGGUAGAGACAGGUGUCCCCAGCCUGACUGUGUGUGUGGCUGUGUAGGUACAGACAGGUACAGCCAGCCUGACUGUGUGUCUGACUGUGUACGUACAGACAGGUGUCCCCCAGCCUACCUGUGUGUGUGGCUGUGUAGGUACAGACAGGUGUCCCCCAGCCUACCUGUGUGUGUGGCUGUGCUUCACUUCCUCUUCUUUUAAACUGAGGUUGUAGCUGACCCACCCUUGACUCUGUUGACUGUACUGCAGUGAUUGCGCCUCUAGCCCAGAUUAGGACCAAGAAGCAGGCGCAGUUCAUUCUGUUAGCUGUGCUUGUUAGCAAGAAGCAGGCGCAGUUCAUUCUGUUAGCUGUGCCUGUUAGCAAGAAGCAGGCGCAGUUCAUUCUGUUAGCUGUGCCUGUUAGCAAGAAGCAGGCGCAGUUCAUUCUGUUAGCUGUGCCUGUUAGCAAGAAGCAGGCGCAGUUCAUUCUGUUAGCUGUGCCUGUUAGCAAGAACCAGGUGCAGUUCAUUCUGUUAGCUGUGCCUGUUAGCAUGGCUACAGUCUCAGCCCCUCCCACUCGCUGAGGGGCUGCCAUCACCUGCUCACUGAAGUACACUUUCCUGAGGGUUUGUGUUUUCUGCUCGAGUGUUAAAUCCUCCUGUGCAGCAGGUGCGUUCUGUAGUGUAGCGGAGAGGCAGUGGGCCGUCUGUGUGUGAAACAGUCACAUUCUGCUCCUCUGAUGCACAAGCGAAUCCUCUCUUCUCACCUGUCUGUCAAUGGCAGAAGGUUUUCAGGCUUGUGAGUUGGGUCAUGGGGGGUGUGUCCAUGUGAGGCAAUGGGCGGGGUCAGCAGGUGACAGACAGGUCAGCAGGGUAGGGCCCUGUUCACAGGAGUAGAUUUGGCUCCAUGUAGUAGUCAUGGGAACCUGUUGAAGACCUGUCGCUCAGCAAGUUUAUUUAGUGCACGCCCCCACACACUGACUUCCGCUCACACAGAUGUCCCAUGGUCAGUAAAAAUGUGCAUGUUUUCCCCUGAGAAAUGUUCUCCUGUGCUAAUAGCUUGCAUUACUGUUAUUUAGCAUUUGUUUUUUUGUUUUUUUUAACAGCAAACUUUUAAACUUCUUGUUGAUCGGACCAGGUGAGAGUUGUCAUCUCGUGCACCUGUCAUAAACAGGAGGUAGAACAAUAUUCCAAAAAUAAUCCAAAGCAAUUUUUAAACCAAUUAAAAAAACCCAGAGAAGCUCCACCAUUCCUAUACAUUCCUUAUAUGGUCAUUACAUCCUGUGGGUAUUUAUUGCACUAUUUAUUCCUGUUGUAAUGUUGAUACACUGCGAUGCAUGCUCGGUGGCUCAGUCAUGCUGAACAGUGACGGCCGUCCACUCCCUCCCCAGCCUGUGCUUGUGGGGGCUGUUUAUUCCGCUCAUUUUAGCUCAGCCCAUGCCCAUGUUAUAAUGCAGCCUACCUGGGGCCAGCCUCAGAGUUCUGCAGCAGGACAGGUCACCUGUGUUAACCUGUUCCAAAACGCUUUGCAUACUGUCCUGUCUGAAGAGUGUCUGUGUGUGGCUCCACCCACCCGUGUGUCAGUCGUGAGUUUUAGGCCAAUUUCUCUGGAGCGUGUAGAAACCCCGCCCCUCGUGAUGUCAGAGUUCUGAAGAAACUCCACCUGUUAUGACAUCAAGGUUCUGAGACUCACAACAGAGAAUUGAAGUCCACAUCUAAUGUGUCCUUCCAGUUGUCGAACUCAGUGUUGCUAAGUCUCAGCUGUCCCCCUUCCCAUCGUCUUUAUUUCUCGGUUUAGUUUGCGUAACAUUUUGCCAUUGCGUUCAUUGGUAACAGCCCAGAGAUGUAAAGCUGGGAUUGGUCCAUUUGAAUAUGUCGGUUCUUUUUUAAAGUGUGGUGAACGUGCUCUUGUUGCUAUGCACUCGGAGGAACAGGGAGGCUUACUAAGGAAGCGUUUUUCUUCUCUUGUGAAGACGCUGUUUGGCUGUGGGGGUCAUUCCAGAGGGGGGGGGGGGGGGGGGGACGUGGUCUAUGCUAAUGGCAGCAUGCUAACCACCCAUUUAUCUCUGCUCACCACUGCUCAGGGGUUCAGCUGAGCUACGGGAAACAGGCUUUACAGCAGCAGGUGUACAGUAGCAGCAAUGCUAACCUGUUCAAACAGGCUUUGUAGCGCACGUACAGUAGCAGCAAUGCUAACCUGUUCAAACAGGCUUUGUAGCGCACGUACAGUAGCAGCAAUGCUAACCUGUUCAAACAGGCUUUGCAGCGCACGUACAGUAGCAGCAAUGCUAACCUGUUCAAACAGGCUUUGUAGCGCACGUACAGUAGCAGCAAUGCUAACCUGCUCAAACAGGCUUUGUAGCGCACGUACAGUAGCAGCAAUGCUAACCUGCUCAAACAGGCUUUGUAGCGCACGUACAGUAGCAGCAAUGCUAACCUGUUCAAACAGGCUUUGUAGUACAUGUACAGUAGCAGCAAUGCUAACCUGUUCAAACAGGCUUUGUAGUACAUGUACAGUAGCAGCAAUGCUAACCUGUUCAAACAGGCUUUGCAGCGCACGUACAGUAGCAGCAAUGCUACUCUCAGAGGAAGCUGCGGAAUGGUGCUAUACUGACUGCUUGGGAGCUGAUCUUCUACCAGAGAGGAUUCAGCCAAGUCACUUUCCUUUGAACUCAGCUACAUCCACACACAUUCACAGGUGUGUGUGUGGGGGGAUGUGUGUGUGUGCUUGCAUGUGUGCUUGUGUGUGUGCGAGCGUGUGUGCUUGUGCAUGUGUGUGCUUGCGUGUGUGUGUGCGUGUGUGCUUCCAUCCCCAUAUAUGAAGCUAUUGCCCAUCACACUCCCUCUCUCCCUCUCACACCUUAACCACACCCAUCUCAUGUCUGUCCACAUGCUGCUUUUAUAUUUUCCAGCAUGUACCUGUGUUCUAUAAUUAUGUGGAUGUGUAAUUAAUGCCAGUAAACAUGGGCUUGUGGUCUUGAUCACUGCUUUAUGCACACACACACAUACACACACACUCACACUCACAUAAAAGGAGCACUCCUGUUAUUUUAUUUUUCUUGGAUUUGUCUUGAAAGAUGUCAGCAAAUAUGCAAAGUGACCAGUGUCCUCAUGUUCCAUGGCUCCUCCCCCUUCCCCCGGGGUAUGAAAAGGGGGGGGGGAGGCGAAAGCAGGUGAAAAAGCGAGCAGGUAAACGGGGGAGACACCUGCAGCGCUCCAUACAGGUGAAUCACUCGCGGGGUUCACACAGGUAAUGACUGAACACACCCGACCAGGGAUGAGCUGAGCAGCUUUGAGCUGAGCGGUCAGUGCUGCAGUCCCUCUCUAAGCCAAAUGACUGGACUCCGUGCUACAGAAUCCGCCCAAAUGGACAUUUUUAUUUGGGGGGUGGGGUGGGGGGGUGGUAUGUGUAAAAAAUGUUCCCUGUAUCUCUACUUCUUUAUUUUGAUGUACUUUUUUUUUUGUUUCGUUUUUUUCACACAAAUCGUUGUGACGGUGUCUAGUUUAGAGACGAUAGAUUGUACUUAAGCUUUUUUUCUUUUCUUUUUUAAUAGCAAAUAAAUUGUUAUAUGGCUGUGUGUUUAAGGAAAUAUACAGAAAGUUGGGUAUAAAAACAUAAGGAACAUGUCUUAAUCACCUUUUUACAUGUAGUGUGUAAAUGUUAAGUGUACUAUGCUGUAAUCCGAACGCUAUACUGAUGGGAGAUUGUUGUGUAUACAUGUUGGUCAUCCUGAAUUAUCUUGGUUUUAUAAACCACUCUGAUUUAUAAAGGUUGAGACAUGCUUCUCUG
Molecule: messenger RNA, 7434 nt
Organism: Anguilla rostrata (American eel)
Lineage: Eukaryota; Metazoa; Chordata; Actinopteri; Anguilliformes; Anguillidae
Product: xenotropic and polytropic retrovirus receptor 1 homolog
Exons: 15
Coding region: 419-2506 (695 amino acids)
Biological process (GO): cellular response to phosphate starvation; phosphate ion transport
Cellular component (GO): plasma membrane; cytoplasm; Golgi apparatus
Molecular function (GO): inositol hexakisphosphate binding
Source: RefSeq, a predicted model, not a curated record